UCAAGACUCAGGUAGCAUGAUGUCUUCAGCGGUGGUAUUGAAUCUUCUGCUUCUGGUGUCCAUCGCUUCAGCAGGACAUUAUUAUGGCGGCUCACUGACCUUCACACCUAAAGGAACAAAUCCAGAUGGUAGCAUUAGGGUUGAAUUUCGCAUCAAGCAAAACUAUGAUGAGAUCUCGUGCUAUUAUCAACCAUAUAACUGCGUCUCUGGGAAUUGUGGCUAUGAAAGCAAUCAGGUCUAUGGUAAGGUUGAGCGCAGCUCCAAUGGCAGAAGUGGUUACACUAACACUUGGUGCCAAAAUGAAGCUGUCGUCACAAGAAAUAUCCACGGAAAUGCACCAUUUGAUAUGCAGGAUUAUUCCUGCUGCUGGGUGCCCACAGUUAACUAUGUUGGUAAUUGGAGACUCCUGACACACGUAGAUUUUGGCAUAAGAGCUGACACAAAUAAACCCAACCACUCCCCUCUCACCACUAUUUUACCACUUAUACGUGUUCCUCAAAACUGCCCUCGUACAUACCACUUGAUGGCCUUUGACCCAGAUGGCGAUCAGGUUAGAUGCAGAUAUGGACUUCAGCAGAAUAGUGAAUGUGACACGUGUGACCAGCCAAGUGGUUUCAACCUAAAUCAGCUUGCCUGCACUUUAGAGUACAGCAGUACUUACAACACAGGAGUCUAUGGAUUCGAGUUGGUUCUAGAGGACUUCCCUAAGAAACACACAAAUCUCGCCUACACUGAUGGCUCCCGGUCUUAUAGGUGCCCUCUAGGGAGUGCAAGACAAAACACAAUGACUACAACUGUGCCAACAACUACUCCAUGGUGGUGGUGGUAUCACCAACAAACUACCACAAUUCCACCUACAACUACCACUGUGCCUACAGCUACUCCGUGGUGGUGGUGGUGGUAUAACCAACAAACUCCCACUACUUCACCUCUAACUACCACUGUGCCUACAACUACUCCAUGGUGGUGGCGGUAUAACCAACAAACUACUACUAAUCCACCCCUAACUACCACUGUGCCUACAACUAUUCCAUGGUGGUGGGGGCCGCAGACCACAACAACAACAUCGCAUCAGCGUUCUUACAAACCAUUUAGCAAGAUCCCGCUGCAGUUCAGUUUUCUUGUUGACCCACCUGCUCCGUCCUGCACUGAGGGACUCUACAUACCACACUUUUUGUCACCAACUCCACACGAUGGAGAACGACUCCACAGUGCACCCCUCCGUGAGCUAGAAAUUCGGGUUAAGGCCACAGCAGCUUACACAACGGUUAAUGAUGUCAUCAUUAGUGGCCCUCUUAACAUAACUAAGCACCCUAUGAGUUCUGGAGAGUACGCCAUCAGAUGGACACCAAUGAGGGACGAUCUUGGAGAAAGUUUCCCCAUAUGUUUCAUUGCUGAAAGCUCAGAUGGAAUGAACAUUUAUCAGUCUGAAAUGAGAUGUGUUAUUGUCACAGUUGGACGUCACGACGUUAAAGCGAAUGUGAUUUGCACUGAAAGCAACAUGGUGGUUGAAAUUGAGCAGCAGAACUCUGUCGGGCUACACAAGGACUUUCUGCGACUCAACGAUCCUGCCUGUACCCUGGACUCAAACGGCACUCAUGUGCUAGCAAACAUUUCUCUCAACGCUUGUGGUAAUUUGAUCGAGGAGGAUGAUCAGUACAUCAUUUUCAAAAAUGAAAUCAUCUCAUCUGAUGACUCAAGCGGCAUCAUUACCAGAAAGCACGAGGUGGCGAUUGAGUUCUCCUGUCGUUACGAGAAGAGCAGCAACAUUUCACUGGAGUUCACUGCACAGAGACGCAUAACCACCAUCACUGAGAGAGGCUUCGGUACCCUCACGUAUAGUUUCGGACUCUUCGAAACAGAAAGUUACACCACGAUGAUGAACUCAUAUCCGGUGGAAUAUGAACUUGGGGAAAUGAUGUACAUGCAGAUUGAAUCCCAGUCUUCAAUUAACAACACAGAGCUUUUCGUCGAGUCGUGUGUUGCGACGCCAUACAAUGACCCCAACUACCAAAUGCCCUACACAAUCAUCCAAAAUGGGUGCAUCUUGGAUGAAACAGUACAGUUUUACACAAGCCAUCAGUCAAUGGUCCGAUUUGGCAUGGAAGCCUUCAAAUUCAUUGGACUGCAUGAUCAGGUGUUCAUCAGCUGUUCAGUCAUCUUAUGUGAAGCCAACAACCCCCUUACCCGCUGUUCUCAGGGAUGCACAAACACCACAGUACCUCCACCAUCCCACCAUCAUCGCAAAAGAGAGGCACCAAUCCAGACAUCCAGUCACUCCAUCUCUCAGGGACCCCUGCGCCUAAAGAGAAGCGUGGAGCGUCAAGUAUCCUCCACCGCUUUGAAUCUGAAUCUGGUCUUUAUUGCUGGAUGUCUCCUGGCAGCGGUUGGCAUGGUUUGUGCCGUCUUGAUCUACAGAAGCAGAAGACAACAGAUCAAAUAUCAACCUCUUCAAUCAGCUGAAAUUUAAUUGUCAGACUCAAGAAAUGCCGUCCUUUGUCUUUACUUUCUCAGGGCGGAUCUUGGCUUUGACAGAUUUUUGAAUGAUUAAACAGAUUAUUGUAUAAUAUAGUUAGCUUCGUUUUCAGCAUUGGUUUCAGCUAUGAUUUGCCAAUCUUAUAUAUACACACUGCAUAGUGCAUAUACAAUGUAAUAUACUUUUUUUACUAUUGUUAAUUACAAAUAAA
Molecule: messenger RNA, 2687 nt
Organism: Paramisgurnus dabryanus
Lineage: Eukaryota; Metazoa; Chordata; Actinopteri; Cypriniformes; Cobitidae
Source: RefSeq, a predicted model, not a curated record